CUCAUUGAUUGUUUUGGUAUAUGCCAGAAUUUGAUCAAUUUGAAUUUAUUGCCAAUCUAUAUUUUGAAUCCAUAUUAUAAACAGAUAGAAAUGACUUUAGUUCAACUCCCGUCGAAAUUAACCGAAGAAGAACAGGCUUUACAAAGGAAAUAUCAAAAACUUAAACGAAAGAAAAAACUGUUGCAACAAUUAAAAACACCAAAACAAGAACAGCCUGCAAUACAGCCAGUAAAACGAACACCUGACAGUGGAACAGAUGCCAAAGAAGUUGCCAAAAAACUAUUGAAAUCGGGUAAAAUUCAGGCAAUCAAAGCACCUGAUAAUAAAGAUCGACAAGAUUCGGGAUUCAAACGAUCAAAAGCUCAUGAACGAAAACGUUGUACAGGAACGGAUAAACCUGGUGGAUAUUUACCAUUCCAUAAUCAUCAUUCAGAUGAUGAUCCAAAUGGACCAAAAGAUGAACCAGAAAGUAAACGUUUGAAACCACUUUAUGAAAGUUUUGUCAUGUCAAGAGAUCCACAUUCGGUAGCACGUGAAGAAGCUUUCAGAGAGAAGAAAAGAGAUGGAAAAGUAAAUUAUGUGAAUCGAGAUAAUCCACAACAGGGCAAUACAAUUUAUGUUCAUGGUGAAAACAUUAGUGAAGAUAUUCUUCGACUAGCAUUUUCUACUUUUGGUCCAGUGUUAAACAUUACAGCCGAACCGAAUAAAAAUUGUGGAUUUGUUACAUAUGAUUCAAUCGAUAUAGCAAAUAUGGCCAUCACCGAAAUGAAUGGUAAAACAAUAAAUGGAAUUCAUUUAAAAGUUAGCCUAGCGCGUCGUCAACCAGUUUAUAAUCCGGAAAAAUCAAAAUCCAAUACUGAUCUGAAUGAAACACUUUCAGCACCUGAAGCUUGGUCAGCGAUUGCUUCAAAUUUUUCCGAUAGUGUUGAUAAUCCAAAGGAAAGAACGAUUGUUAGUUAUGAUGAUGAUAUGUAUGAAACUGUUUAAAUUG
Dermatophagoides farinae (American house dust mite) is the source of this 991-nucleotide messenger RNA. RefSeq names its product negative elongation factor E (gene Nelf-E). Gene Ontology annotation, molecular function: RNA binding. NCBI's taxonomy places the organism in Eukaryota, Metazoa, Arthropoda, Arachnida, Sarcoptiformes, Pyroglyphidae. Gene Ontology annotation, cellular component: NELF complex. Gene Ontology annotation, biological process: negative regulation of transcription elongation by RNA polymerase II. The record is from RefSeq and is a predicted model, not a curated record.